AUGGGCUCCAUCACGCCAAUUGACCAUCUCUUUCACCCCCUCAGAUUGGGGUCUCUCUCCCUAUCUCACCGCGUCGUCCAAGCACCAUGCACGCGGAUGCGUGCCACACAAGAAUCAGAGGGCGUCUAUGUCCCUAACGCCCUCAUGACCGAAUACUAUAGCCAGAGAGCAUCUCCCGGUGGUCUUCAACUUACCGAAGCAACCCCCAUCAGCCGCCAUGCAGCUGGCUACCCUGGUGUCCCUGGAAUCUUCACCCGCUCCCAGAUAAACGCCUGGAAAGAUGUCACCUCCGCUGUCCACGCCAAAGGCGGCCUCAUCGUCUGCCAACUAUGGCACGUCGGACGCGCAACAGUGCCGGCCUUUAUCGAGGGCCAAACCCCUCUCUCAUCCAGCGACAUUCCCAUGACCGGGAAUGCACUCACCGGGGAGCCAUACUCGGCUACUCCACCCCGCGCAAUGACCAUCCCUGAGAUCGAGGCCACUGUGGCAGAGUACGCCGCUGCCGCGACGCGUGCCAUAGAGGCAGGAUUCGAUGGCGUGGAGGUGCACGCUGCGAACGGGUACUUACUCGAUCAGUUCCUGCACGAUAACGUGAACAACCGUACAGAUGAGUACGGAGGAACCGUGGAGAAGAGAGCGAGAAUUGUUGUCGAGGCAAUCAAGGCCGCAUGUGAUGCUAUCGGUGCGGAUAAGGUUGGCGUGCGCUUGUCGCCGUAUAACUAUUUCCAAGACACGAGGGAUUCGGAUCCGCAGGGUCAUUGGCAGGUCGUUUGUCAGAUGAUUGCAAAGGAGACCCCCGGGAUAGCGUACGCACAUAUGAUCGAACCACGAUUUGAUGAGGUGUUGGAUGAGGGGGCCAAAAUGGGCUCGUUGCCUGGACAAGGGAAGGUCAGUUUGGAUCCGUUCAGAACUAUCUUCAAGCAGGCUGGAAUUGGGUUCAUUGCGGCUGGGAACUUUGAUGGCGAGGGAGCAAAGAAGAAGGUCGUUGAGGAUGGGGCGGAUGCGGUGGCUUUUGGAAGGUGGUUCAUUGCCAACCCUGAUCUGCCUAAGAGGUUGAUGGAGGGUGCACAGUUGAAUAAGUAUGACCGGGCGACAUUUUAUGGAGCUGACCCGAAGGAGAAGGGGUAUACGGAUUAUCUGGCAUUGAGUGUAUAG
This is a messenger RNA of Aspergillus welwitschiae, 1155 nucleotides long. RefSeq names its product alkene reductase. Gene Ontology annotation, biological process: lipid metabolic process; intracellular signal transduction. The coding region runs from base 1 to 1155 and encodes 384 amino acids. The record is from RefSeq and is a predicted model, not a curated record. Gene Ontology annotation, molecular function: phosphatidylinositol-4,5-bisphosphate phospholipase C activity; NADPH dehydrogenase activity; FMN binding. The transcript is spliced from 2 exons. Lineage: Eukaryota; Fungi; Ascomycota; Eurotiomycetes; Eurotiales; Aspergillaceae.